Molecule: messenger RNA, 1416 nt
Organism: Xenopus tropicalis (tropical clawed frog)
Lineage: Eukaryota; Metazoa; Chordata; Amphibia; Anura; Pipidae
Gene: cfap96
Product: cilia and flagella associated protein 96
Exons: 8
Coding region: 278-1201 (307 amino acids)
Cellular component (GO): centrosome
Source: RefSeq, a predicted model, not a curated record
GGUAACCAUAUCUGCUACUGUACACUUUCUCAGCAUGUCACGCUUGUGCUUACAUAUACUAGACAACAGUCAAUAGAAGGAUAGGUUCAACCAAAAGUCGCGAAGGCUUUAAAAUAAACGUUUGGAGGCUUUAGUGCGACCGAGAACCCCCCACGAUGUAAAAUGGAAUGCGCUGUUCUGUCUCCGCAGCAACCAGAUGUAACAACAGUUGUACUGAGAGAGACACAGCGCUUAGGUGUUAUUUCCCCUGGGCUUUUCAAACCUUCACAGUUUUAAAAUGCCUGAAGGAAGGACUGAUAUGGAGAGGAUUGGCCUCUUCAGUGAGAUGGGAUAUACCAGCAUUGGAGAUAAAUAUGCGCCCCCCGGCUCCAAACCCUUUAAUGAAUCUGCAAGUAAGAAUAGACAAAUACUUCCUGGAGGCUCCAAAUCCAUGGCUAAUAUUUUAGGUGGAUACUUUGAUGCUCAGUUCAAGAGAGUUUUUGAAGGGGAAUCUUACUCUGAUGUUUUAAAGCAAAGAAGACAGUAUCGAAUGCAGCAAAGCAAAAAGAACUUGGGAAAGCCCUUCCUCCCAUCCAGUGGAGAGAAAAAGCCAUCUGGAUUGGGCAGUUUCUAUGGCACUGUUGGAGGUCCGGUGGUGGCAUUUAGUGCUGAACUAAAACCAAGGAAAGCAUACACUGCACCAGGGAAAAACUUCUACACUAAUCCUCCAAAACAGGGCAGUGGAUAUGGAUAUACCAGUGUAACCAUAGGUAAACCAUAUCUAUACUCCUCUGAAAAUUAUGACAUCGCAACAGAGUUAAUAAAGAAGGAAAUUGAAAAUCACAAAUCAAAACUGAAGGGCGGACCAUUUAAGCUAAACCUGCAUCCAAAGGAUCAUUUCAAUCCAAACCCUUACUAUACAGAUAAACCUCUACCACCACUUAAGGUUCACUCACAAAAAAAAGAAACUGAAAAACCUUUUAAACCAAGCUCACCUGGUAAACAGGCUGGUGGAAUGAAAGCUGGAACGUUUGACACAUACCCUACUCACUCCAACGAUCCUUACACAAUAAAGUCUGCCAAAACUCCCAUUAAAGAAAGAAAAAUCUUCCAUCCUCCCGGUGGACCAAAAACGUAUCCAGUUCACAGCAUUUUGACCUCAAAUGUAAUAAAGUCAGUGACUGCUGUAAAUUACAAAACUGUAAAUCUAACGUCAUACUGAAUUUGUCCCAGCGUUCAACACUGCAGAAAAAUGUAAAUGAAUAAAUGUGAUGUAUGUGAGGACAAUCUCUAUGUCUUGUUUUAUACACCACAUAAAUUUAUAUUUUUUAAAGUAACAUAUUUGAUGAUUAUUGAAUGUCUUAAUAUACUUCUAAAUUAUUUAAAGUGUCACCUCUUGGUCUGUGGGUAAAAAUAAACUAUUUUCUGCAAAAGGAA